AUGGCCGAGGGCAAGCAGCAUCUGUCGAUCGUGAUCUGCGGUCACGUCGACUCCGGCAAGUCGACGACCACCGGUCGCCUGCUGUUCGAGCUGGGGGGUAUCCCCGAGCGUGAGCUGGAGAAGCUCAAGGAGGAGGCCGCGGCGCUGGGCAAGCAGUCCUUCGCCUUUGCCUUCUACAUGGACCGCCAGAAGGAGGAGCGCGAGCGCGGUGUGACCAUCGCGUGCACCACCAAGGAGUUCUUCACCGAGAAGUGGCACUACACCAUCAUCGACGCCCCCGGUGAGCCAAGGGGGGGGGGGUGA
Molecule: messenger RNA, 303 nt
Organism: Monoraphidium neglectum
Lineage: Eukaryota; Viridiplantae; Chlorophyta; Chlorophyceae; Sphaeropleales; Selenastraceae
Exons: 1
Coding region: 1-303 (100 amino acids)
Biological process (GO): translation
Molecular function (GO): GTPase activity; GTP binding
Source: RefSeq, a predicted model, not a curated record